GUUCCUAUUCCAAUUGCUGUCUGUAAGUUCGUCAAUUUUAUUUUGUGCGCUUGCCACUUUGUAAAAUUCUUUUUACACUAAUGCUCGUGUGAUACUACGUUUUUUUCCUGUAUUUUUCAUUUGAAAUACAAACAAAAAAACUGACGAAAGUCAAAUUACAAAAACUAUUCGGCAAUGUGUUAGAGAAAGACAAAUUCUGUGUGAAGAACAGCUGAAUUUUGACGUUUCAUUACCGAAAUUCAAAUAAACGAAAUUAAAAUUGAUGUAAAACAGUUUUGUAACAAUAAAAAUAAAAUUAAAGUGGCAAGACAACUACGUAUUCCAUUUAAUUGACAAAGUCCACGGUGCAGAAUAUAUAUGGAAUCAUAUGCUACCAUCAUAUAAGGACAAAUAUAAAAAGCAGCAGUUUUGGCUCGAUUUGGUGGAUGAAAUGAACUCAACGUUCACAGCAAAUGUACCAUUUCAAUGCGAUGAAGUUAGGCACAAGUGGUGCAACAUCAAGUCAUAUUUCAGUUCAGAGAAGCAGAGGAUGGACAAGGCAAAGAGAAGCGGUGCCGGCGGAGACGAAAACGUACAGACCAGCUGGAAGUUCUAUGAAGCUUUGAAAUUCCUACAACAUAUGAAUGAGCAUACACCAUCAGUGAAUAAUUUUAAUAAGUGGAGUUUGCAGAACCUGGACCCUGAUCCCAAUCCAUCGCGUAAGCUUGGGGAGCAACUGCAGCCUGCAGAAUGUUUCGAUCCAGAAGACACUAAUAGUGAUGCAACACCAAUUAAAAUCAUAUCGGAUGAGAUUGUAACUCCACCUCUGGUUACUUCGCAAAACUGUGGUCGGUUUGAUGACAAUAACAACAAUAGCACUAGAAAGUUGGUCCAUGCAACAAGAAAACGAAGAACAAAAAUUAAUAAUGAUUUGGAUGAAAACGCCUCUGCUUUAAUCGAAGCAUCACAAAAUUUAACAAAUGCCUUUCAUGUUGCAUCAAAAACAAAUAACACUGACGAAAAGGCAAACAGUUUUGGGAUAUACAUGGGUGAAGAAAUUGUAAAACUGGACCCCGACUUGCAACUCAAAGGAAGAAACAAAUGCAUGACAUUUUGA
Rhagoletis zephyria (snowberry fruit fly) is the source of this 1096-nucleotide messenger RNA. RefSeq lists its product as uncharacterized. NCBI's taxonomy places the organism in Eukaryota, Metazoa, Arthropoda, Insecta, Diptera, Tephritidae. Gene Ontology annotation, biological process: regulation of transcription by RNA polymerase II. The record is from RefSeq and is a predicted model, not a curated record. Gene Ontology annotation, cellular component: nucleus; transcription regulator complex.